Messenger RNA from Dreissena polymorpha, 1315 nucleotides. RefSeq lists its product as uncharacterized. Gene Ontology annotation, biological process: biological process involved in interspecies interaction between organisms. The record is from RefSeq and is a predicted model, not a curated record. Gene Ontology annotation, molecular function: carbohydrate binding. The transcript has 8 exons. Gene Ontology annotation, cellular component: external side of plasma membrane. NCBI's taxonomy places the organism in Eukaryota, Metazoa, Mollusca, Bivalvia, Myida, Dreissenidae. The coding region runs from base 108 to 1229 and encodes 373 amino acids.
AGCUGUAGAGCUUUUGAUAACAAUCUUCGUUAGAAUGAAUCCUCGUUAUGAUGAACUAGUAAGUUAUCUAAUAAUUGUUGGACACAACACAACUACGUCUUUCGAAUAUGGAAAUGUUGCGGGUUCUCUUCUUGAUCUGCAUAUCACUGGCAACGGUUGCUGGGGACUACGCAUGCGUGUGCAACUACGAGAUUGAAGCUGGAGUGCUUCUUCACCCGAAUGACAAAGCCGAACUGCUGGGACAGAUGUUCGAGUUCGACUGCAAGCCAGCGGGCUUCGGAAACAGCGCCGGCAACUAUCUGGAGAUCAUGUUUGAGGGUAGAAUCGGUUAUAUCAAAGAGAGUGCGAAUAUCCAGAGCCAGACGUGUCCUGGCGCCAUACCCACAACAGACCUAGUAACAACUACAACGCAUACAAGGACUACCACGCUACCUCCCACAACAACAACAAAUCGGCCGACGACAACAACAACAACAUCAACACAUGGACCGACAACAACGACAGCGACAACAACACCUCAACAUACCACAACGACCACUACAAUAACAACCACAGUACCAAGUCCAAUAACAACGGCUACCACUACUACAACAACUACAGCUAGGCCGACAGCACCAACAACCCGACCGAACACACCCGCAAGCACCGAAGGAACAAUACGCACUACUUUUAAGCCCUCAUCCGUCCCUGAAGGACACACAGAACUGUGCCCUAACAUUUCAAACAAUUACGUCAGCAUAAACGGAGGAUUCCUAGGCCAGCACGGUGAUUAUUGUUUUGUACUGGUGAACGACUCUGUCGGGUGGCAUAAAGCCAUGAGCCACUGUAAAGAUGCUGGUGGAGGUUACCUUGUCUGCGUGUCAAACAAGGCACAACAGGACUACUUGGUCCGGUUCCUUGACAAUCACCAUUAUGUGCAAUCGAUCUGGCUGGGUUUAACUGAUUCCACGCUAGAUGGGGCGACCGCCGAAGGAAAGUGGGCAUGGCUAUCCGGCGACCCUGUGACAUACACGAACUUUGGGUCCGACUACAAUGGUCAUAGCCAAGUUACACACGACAUCAACGACUGUGUGAUUAUGAAGCAGGGUGGAGAUUGGACGGACGUUCGAUGUGGGUUGCCAUUCCUCUCCGGUCCGCUCGAGUACAGACACCCCUACAUCUGCCAAUAUAAUGUCACGUCCAAACCACCGGAAAUAUUUCACCCUUCUACUGACAAUUUGAUUGGCUGAACAUCGAUCCAUAUAGAUAUACCAAAUGACAAUAGAUCGUUGAAACUGAAUUAUACUGUUAACAAGUAUACACGACAAUGCGAUAA